UUCUCUUCUUAAUAAACUUUUUUUUCUCCCUCUAAACUCACAAAGAAUCUCUUCUUUUUUUUUCAUUUCAAGAUGACUCCUAAUGUUGUUGGACGUGCAAACAAGGGUGCCACUGGUUUAGCCAAGGCUGCAAGUUUGCCCAGCCGUGCCUAUGUGACAUUCUUGGCAGGGAACGGGGACUAUGUGAAAGGUGUGGUUGGUUUGGCUAAAGGGUUGAGGAAGGUGAAAUCUGCUUACCCUCUUGUGGUGGCAGUUUUACCUGAUGUCCCAGACGAACACCGCCACAUACUCAUCAACCAGGGCUGCAUCGUCCGGGAGAUCGAGCCGGUUUAUCCUCCUGAGAACCAGACACAGUUUGCUAUGGCUUAUUAUGUUAUCAACUACUCUAAACUCCGCAUCUGGGAGUUUGUGGAGUAUAGCAAGAUGAUAUACUUGGAUGGAGAUAUCCAGGUGUUUGAGAACAUAGACCACUUGUUUGACUUGCCAGAGUCCUAUUUCUACGCCGUGAUGGACUGUUUCUGUGAGAAGUCUUGGAGCGAUAGCCCACAGUACAAUAUUGGGUACUGCCAACAAUGCCCAGAUCAGGUCCAGUGGGCUGAAGAGUUAGGCCCAAAGCCCAGUCUUUAUUUCAACGCGGGCAUGUUCGUAUUUGAGCCCAGUAUCCCUACUUACGAUGACCUUUUGAAGACCCUUAAAGUUACCCCUCCAACAUCUUUUGCUGAACAGGAUUUCUUGAACAUGUUCUUCAGGGACAUUUACAAGCCAAUUCCAAAUAUUUACAACUUGGUUUUGGCCAUGCUGUGGCGACAUCCAGAGAAUGUAGAGCUUGACAAGGUGAAAGUUGUUCAUUAUUGUGCAGCAGGGUCCAAGCCAUGGAGAUACACAGGAGAGGAAGAGAACAUGGACAGAGAAGACAUCAAAAUGCUGGUGAAAAAAUGGAGGGAUAUAUACAAUGAUGAGUCGCUGGAUUACAAGAAUGCCAAUGUCACUAACAAAUUCAUGCCAGUGCUUCCGAAGGGCGGCGUUGUUCGCUACGUAACCGCCCCCUCUGCUGCUUAGUAAAAGUAGAAACGAUAUGACUUAUACACUUCUAAAUGACCGAAAAAAGAAAAGAGAUGUUUGAUUCUUCCUUUUCCCUAUUAUUGAGGUGUCUAGGGUCUAUAAAAAGUAAGUUAUAUAUAGUACUAUAUAGCACGGUUUUGGCUUUGUUCUCUUUGCUUAGA
This is a messenger RNA of Nicotiana attenuata, 1223 nucleotides long. RefSeq names its product galactinol synthase 2-like. The record is from RefSeq and is a predicted model, not a curated record. The coding region runs from base 73 to 1059 and encodes 328 amino acids. The transcript has 3 exons. Lineage: Eukaryota; Viridiplantae; Streptophyta; Magnoliopsida; Solanales; Solanaceae. Gene Ontology annotation, molecular function: glycosyltransferase activity.